Molecule: messenger RNA, 1219 nt
Organism: Piliocolobus tephrosceles (Ugandan red Colobus)
Lineage: Eukaryota; Metazoa; Chordata; Mammalia; Primates; Cercopithecidae
Gene: TAF10
Product: TATA-box binding protein associated factor 10
Exons: 5
Coding region: 474-1139 (221 amino acids)
Biological process (GO): transcription initiation at RNA polymerase II promoter
Cellular component (GO): SAGA complex; transcription factor TFIID complex; nucleus
Molecular function (GO): RNA polymerase II general transcription initiation factor activity; promoter-specific chromatin binding
Source: RefSeq, a predicted model, not a curated record
CUCUCGGGGCAGUUGGUGGAGAAGGGCGGGGGGCUUUCCAAAUCCACUAUGAAUCCUUACAAGGUUGAAUAAGGGAACUUGAAACGAUGCAGACAGGCAGGCAACCUGUAGUAGAGGGAUGUAGGGCCAUAAACCUCGAAGCAAGGUCUUCAGCGUCAGACAGAAUGAGGUGUCCCAGAGCGGCGGAAGAGUCCUGGACCCACGCUGCUUCCGGUCUCGACGGAAUCGCCACCGAGCACGGCAGAGGCUAGGGCGGAAUGGCGACGGCAGCGCAGUUUGCCAGGGCUUGGUCUCCGCCCUUCAGCCUAUUUCCUCUAACCCGCAGACCCACUACCGGAGGAGGCGGGGAGCGGGCUGGAGAGCACCAACAGUGACAGGCGGGGCGAGUCGUGGGCGCGUGACGUCACCCCGGGGUGUGCGCGGCGCGAGCGGAAGCGGAAGCGGCUCUGUUCGCCGCCUCUCCCACCGGCCCGAUGAGCUGCAGCGGCUCCGGCGCGGACCCCGAGGCGGCGCCGGCCUCCGCCGCCUCGGCCCCGGCGCCCCCGGUCUCGGCUCCCGCCGCGCUGCCCGCCAGCACCGCUGCGGAGAACAAGGCCAGCCCCGCGGGGACAGCCGGGGGGCCUGGGGCUGGAGCAGCUGCUGGGGGCACGGGACCGUUGGCGGCGCGGGCCGGGGAGCCAGCUGAGCGGCGUGGGGCGGGUGAGGGCCGGACGGCUCCGGUGUCGGCGGGUGGCGCGGCGCCCCCAGAGGGGGCCAUGUCUAACGGGAUUUACGUACUGCCGAGCGCGGCCAACGGAGACGUGAAGCCGGUGGUGUCCAGCACGCCUUUGGUGGACUUCUUGAUGCAGCUGGAAGAUUACACGCCUACGAUCCCAGAUGCAGUGACUGGUUACUACCUGAACCGUGCUGGCUUUGAGGCCUCAGACCCACGCAUAAUUCGGCUCAUCUCCCUAGCUGCCCAGAAAUUCAUCUCAGAUAUUGCCAAUGAUGCCCUACAGCACUGCAAAAUGAAGGGCACAGCCUCCGGCAGCUCCCGGAGCAAGAGCAAGGACCGCAAGUAUACUUUAACCAUGGAGGACUUGACCCCUGCCCUCAGCGAGUAUGGCAUCAAUGUGAAGAAGCCGCACUACUUCACCUGAGCCACCCAACCUAAAUGUACUUGUCUGUCCCCAUGUCCCCAUACCAGCCUGUUUUCAUAAUAAACUUUAUUGUGACAGGC